GCACACCAGGAAGUGGGGUUAAAAAUUUCUCUACACAAAUUAGCACAGAGAGAAAGAGAGAGAGAGAGAGAGAGGAAACGCGGAAUAGUUUGGACUUUUUAACAUUUAUUUUACGUUAUUAGUUUUCUACCGAGACUCCACGGAAGGAAGCGGAGACUCCUUACUUUAUCAUUCUGCACGUUUCUGAGGAAGGUCUGAUUCUGAAAGAUGGACCCGACGCUCGCUGAAAUGGGGAAUCACCUCUCUGACGCCAUGAAGAUUUUGGAGAGUGGCCAGCUAGAGACGGCGCAGGACGCAGAGAGACGGCGACUCAGCUGGAGAGACAUUCCAGGACCUUUACAGGGAGACGGACAGAAUUUUGUGACCAUACUGCAGCUCGUUCAGAACCUCAUGCAUGAUGACGAGGACAAGCAGGGACACCGCAGGAUGCAGUGUGUUGGAGAGCAGGGUCACAUGGCUUUACUGGGUCACAGCCUGGCUGCUUACAUCUCCAUCCUGGAUAAACAACGUGUGAGAAAACUGACCACACGCAUCCUCUCAGACACCACACUCUGGCUCUGCAGACUCUUCAGGUAUGAGAACGGCUCGGCGUAUUACCAUGAGGACGAGCGAGACGGGCUGCUGAAGGUGUGUCGGCUGGUCAUUCACACUCGCUAUGAUGAUUACGGUACAGAGGGCUUCAGUGUGUUCAGCGUCAGAGCUCCGGUCAUUUACCUGAGUGCAGCGUGCAGGUCGGGACUGGGAGAACACCUGUGUACCCAGCUGGGUCUGCCUCUGUCCAGCGUCUGCACCGUGCCAUGCAACACCAUGUUCGGCUCUCAGCACCAAAUGGACGUGGCCUUGCUGGACAAGCUCAUCAAAGAGGACAUUGAGGCCGGGAAGCUUCCUCUGCUUUUAGUAGCAAACGCUGGGACUCCUGGUGCGGGUCAUACAGACAAACUGAGUCGUCUGAAAGAGUUGUGUGCUCAGUACAGCGUGUGGCUCCAUGUGGAGGGUGUCAACCUGGCAACCCUGGUGCUUGGUAACGUCUCGUCUGCAGUCACGGCGGCCACUAAGAGUGACAGUAUGACGUUGACUCCUGGCCCGUGGCUCGGACUGCCGGCUGUUCCUGCUGCGACUCUUUACAGACACGAGGAUCCUGCACUGUCUUUAGCAGCAGGUCUCACUUCCAGUCAUCCAGUGGAGAAACUUCGAGCUCUUCCUCUCUGGCUGUCGUUGCAAUAUCUUGGACAUGAUGGGAUUGUAGAGAAGAUCCAACAUGCUUCGCAGCUUAGUCAGCAGCUUCUGGCGCAGCUGAAGACACUGGCCUCCAUAAAGACAUCGGGGGCUGUGUCUCAUUCGCGGGUGCCGCCUCUCUCCGCGGCCUCACUGAGGGACGUGCUGGGCUCUCUCAUACUCUCUAUUGUCGAGGAUGAGCUCAGUUCUCCAGUGGUCGUGUUCAGGUUCUCUCAAGAUACAAGUUCAGCGUCGAGCGGCGGGUCAGCGGAGGGAUACAGUGGAGGAGACAGAGAUGUACAGGACUCUCUAAACAGAUGGCUGGGUGAGCAGUUAGCGCUGCUGGUCCCUGAGUGUGGUGUUGAUGUGGUUGAGCUGGAGGAUGAAGGCGUGUGUGUUCGCUUUAACCCUCUAAUGACUGCUGCAGCUUUGGGCACACAGCAGGCAGAUGUAGCAGCUUUGGCAGACAAGUUAGCAGAGAUGAUCCCUGUGUUGAGCUCUACGCUGCGUUUGAGGCACGAUUUCCGAGAGGAAGUUCUCCAAUACGCAGUGCUGACGUACAUCGAGGAUUUGAGCUGGGCCGGACUCGGAGCUGUGAGGUAUGAGCCGAAGAGGACGGACGUCGAUGAAGAGAAGAGACAGGUAGAAGUGGAGAAGGUCAACGCUGAGCUGCUGAAGAAACUGAAGGAACUGGACACAGAGCUGGAGUUCUCAACAGGGCCUGAAUUCGGUGAGGAGAAGGACUGUAUAUUCAUCGGGAUGGUGUCGGAAGACCUGGACGUUUCAGUGUUGGUUGAAACCAUUGUGUCGACGGGGAGAGAGAUCGAGGAGAGCGGGAAGCUGUUAGAGAACAUGACGGAGGUAGUGAGGAAGGGAAUCCUGGAGGCCGAGCAGCAGCUUCAGAAAGCUGCUGAGGAGAAACUCUUGGAGGAGGGAGUGCUGCGGCAGAUUCCUCUGGUCAGCUCCAUGCUCAACUGGUUGUCUCCGAUUCAGAGCUCGGUGAAAGGCAGGACAUUCGAUCUGGCAGCAGGUUCCUUGGACAGCACUGAGCCUGUUUACUCUAUGAAGGCUCAGACAGUUAAAGAAGCUUCACCUGAAACACCCACAUCAACGGCCAAACGGCUUGCAGGACAAAAGCUGUUCCGACGCUCCCCUGAAAGUUCAGAGCCGUGCAGUGAGACCAGCUCUGUCUGCCACCUCAACGAGUCUCUAAAAGAGGCGGAAGUUCCUCAGCCUCUCUCGGGCAAGACAGAGACACCUCUGGAGCUCACACAGGAAGUAGAGCCGUCGGAUCAACGCGUUCCCGAGGGCCAGGAGGAAUCCGACUCGAUCAGAUAGAACCAUCAAAUCCAUCAGCGACGCCAAAGCGGCUGUACACUGUGAAGUGCGCAACCUCGAUGCCUUGACCAAGUCAGACUAGGGCUGCGUUCCAAUACUGUUAGUAACACUUGCUCGUCCACUUCCCCUGUUUCUCUACCCUGCUACUAUCUUAAGGAGUUCUGUUCCUUUAUUAUCUGGAAUGAAGGGGGUUAAACGAUAGACGUCAAGGAGCACAAGUUACCCAGAAAGCAUUGCGGUAUGUGGUCUGAUGCACUUUCCUUUCGAAAUUGAGGAUGAAGGAGCAAUAAAAUACAUAAUGGCAGUAAUUCCAGCUGCAUCGUAGUCAUUGUGGUUACCUGAAAGGAAUCCAAACCCGUACACACUCCUCCGACGAGUGUGUGUUAGAACAGUAUUGGAACGCAGGACAGGAAGUAAAGGUUUGUUCUAGAAGUGUAACCACUGGAACAACUGGAAAAUUUCAUCAGUGUGCGUCGUAUCACACACUUACUUUACUCUCCGUUCUAUUAAUAACCGUCCGUUUCUGUGUUUUGGUGAAUAUUCACUGUUCUGGUUGUGUGACACUCCAUCAGUAUGCGCACUGCCACAAAGCGGCAUUUUUUUUAUUCGUUAGAGAUUUCGUUUACAUCAUAUAUUAUGUUUUGUUCACUGUAGAUGGUGGGUUGAGUUUCUAUAUAUUUGUUUUCAGUCACACUUUUAUAUUUGUAUCACUUAAAGGAGCAGUUCUGCCAAAAAUGAAGUGUACUCAAUGUCCCUUGUACCCCACACCCCACACACACACACACACACACACACACACACACACACACACACACACACAUACACACCCCCAUGAGGCUAAAGUGUGCUAAAAAGUAAGGUAGAAGGCAAGGCCUAAAGUUUUCUGCACAUAAUCUAAGGAGAAUAAUAACUAUAUUAAAAAGCCAUGUUGUUAUUCACCAUUGAUUUGGUGAAGUUUUCUGUAAGGAAACAUUUACGGAAAGGAGUCUCCAGCGUCAGCUCUCUAUAACGGGAAAGUCUUACAGAGGAGGUUACAAUUUUUGCGAUUUCUCGGUAACAGGACAAGUCACAAUUUUUUUUUGUCUUAUUAACUUCAAGAGAGAGAAAAAGAGAGGCUGGUGAGGGAAUAUAACAUUUAUAGCUGCUGUAACAUAAGUGAGAACAGGAACUAAUUGUUUUCUUGAUGUUUCACAGCAUUAAAUGCAACUAUAAACAGUUAAAAAAAGCAAAACAUGUCGUUCAUUAAUAAGUUAUGAUUAAUAAUCAUAGGCGAUUUGACUAGAUUUGGGGUAUAAAGAACAUUUUGUACAUUUAAUUUUCUAUGAACUACUGCUUUAAAGGCUUGUGUGGUGUUUCUUUGCCAAAAAAGGGGGCAGGUUUGGUUUUUUUUGUUUGUUUGUUUUUUGUUUUUUUUUUGUUUUUUGUGUAGCCUGAGGCUCAUGAUUACUUAAAGUGAAGUUGAAUAUAAUGCUAUUAAUAAUCAGUUUAAAGCCUUAUUGCACUUUUUUUGUACAUAAUUUAAUCAGAAUAAUCUUUAUUUAUUCUACUGAUUGAUAUUUGGAAAGACUUUUCAAACCCCAAAUCAGAAUCCUUAACGUCCGAUCCUUUGGAAGGUUCUAGGAUCUGCGGCCGUUCUUUUACACUCACUGUAACGGAAGAACUUGUGGGAUUUGUUUGUCUUAAAAUGGGAAAUUUAACGUGUGUGUUAAGGUUUACUGUAAAAUGGCCCAAUUGUUUGCGAUCAUGUUAUUUACACUGGUGAUUUUUUAUUUUUUAUUUUUUUUUGCUCCAUCACCACAAAGCCACUGAUGAAGUUGUUCCCUUCUGUCGGCUCGUAACGUGUAAUCCUUCACGCUCACUAAUAAGAGCAUCUAAAUAUCGUAUGAAGUAUGAACACAUGAAUCUCUUUUCACCAAUAGACAAAUGAUCAACUCUAGAUGAUGAUCACACCUGUCGAUUUUUCACAUAAAACACAUUUACACAUUUAUUUGUUGAUGACUAAUGUAAAUUAGUGCAGUGAUUUCUUGAAGGCUAAUGUAAAUUAUGACUGGAUGAUCUUUCAAAGCAGCUACACUUGUCUUAAUUUGGUGCAAUAAAUUUACUGGUAGUUGUUUUUUUUUUUCCUUUCUUUCUUUCUUUCUUUCAUGUUGCAGAACAAAUUUAGUGAUACGAGCAGAUUAGAUUAGUUUUUAUAAUCACAUAAGCUUUUCCAGAAAAGCAAGUCUGUAAAUUAUAAUAAAGAUUAUGAUGCCAAGCAAAA
Pangasianodon hypophthalmus (striped catfish) is the source of this 4813-nucleotide messenger RNA. RefSeq names its product pyridoxal-dependent decarboxylase domain containing 1 (gene pdxdc1). Gene Ontology annotation, molecular function: carbon-carbon lyase activity; pyridoxal phosphate binding. The record is from RefSeq and is a predicted model, not a curated record. Bases 208 to 2553 code for a protein of 781 amino acids. Gene Ontology annotation, biological process: carboxylic acid metabolic process. The transcript has 24 exons. NCBI's taxonomy places the organism in Eukaryota, Metazoa, Chordata, Actinopteri, Siluriformes, Pangasiidae. Gene Ontology annotation, cellular component: intracellular membrane-bounded organelle.